Octopus sinensis (East Asian common octopus) is the source of this 2950-nucleotide messenger RNA. Its product is annotated as growth hormone-regulated TBC protein 1-A-like. Lineage: Eukaryota; Metazoa; Mollusca; Cephalopoda; Octopoda; Octopodidae. The transcript has 10 exons. The record is from RefSeq and is a predicted model, not a curated record. Bases 1040 to 2044 code for a protein of 334 amino acids.
CUGCCUGCCGGAAAUAUUCCCUUUUCUUUUUCAUUCACAUGUUUGCAGAAGCUCCUUUCAACAAAGAAGAAACAAGAAUCCUUGAGAUCUGUGACGGAAUUUUGCAAUACACACACAAGCACUGUGCUUCUGUAUACAUAUGUAUGUUUGAGUUUACAAACAGGAGAAAGGAGUACUCACUACAUGUUGUGUAGUAUAUGCUUAUUUUACGAAAUAGUGUGUACUUAUAGGCAUAUAUAUAGUUUAACAAAGCUUGUAAAUCGUCGGGAAAAAAAAAUCUGGAUAAUUAUUAGACGUGAGAUUUUAUUAUUAAUAUUUAUAUAUUUGAGAUUCGUUGAACAGCUAAAUGAAUGUGUCUCAUAAAUAAAGACAGUCAGAAGAAAAGAAGGUUUAGAGGAAGAAAGAAAAUUUAUCUCCGAACGAGUUAUGAAGAUAGCCUGAGGAGAAGAGGGAGGCAAGAAAGAGAGAGAGAGAGAGAGAGAGAGGGAACAAAAACGAGGGAAUAAUGAGGGAGGGUGAAAAAGAAAGAGAAAACAAAGGAGAGAUUAAGAGGGAGGGAGAAAAAGAAAGAGAGAACUAGGAGAUAUAAAGAGAGAAAGGAAGAAAGAAAGAGCAAAUGAGGGAAAGAUAAAGAGAAUGAACGAAGGAAGGAGAAAGAGACACGAUGUAAUCGAUAAUACAAUAAAAGCGAAGAAAUCAAACCAGAUUCCAAGGUACACGUUCAGUUAAUUGACUGCAGUUCUCGCCUCUUUUCGACAUCUAAUAUGAUUUUAUUUUGACACACAAAAGCCUUUAAGAUAUCUGUAUUUAUUUUUUUUUCUGUUCGUGUUCUUCGGUCGUCUUAAUCUUAUUUUAAUAAUCUGAUGUUUUCAAGCAGUCUUCUUGCUCCACCGCGAGGAGAACAUAAAUUUAUGCUACCACCAACGAUUUAAUCGUGACUUGCAUGGGAUACAAUAUAUAUUUAUUUAUAUAUUUUCACAUUCCUCUAAAUAUAUAAAAGUUCAUCUAUAAGAUCCUACAUUGUUUCCCCUUAGUUGCAAUGGAUUGGGGAACCGAUGCGAACAGUAAGGUCGAUGGCUAUGGGUUUGAACGUUCAGAUAGUUUUGACUAUGGACUCAAUAGUGAAUUUGUAUCAACUUAUAAACCCAUCUUAGAGCGACGAAACAAGCGAUGGAACGACUCAGUUCCCAACUCAAAAGUUCCCCACAACAGAAAAAUGAAACGCUUCUGUCGGAAAGGAAUACCAAAUGAAUAUCGGGCAACAGCCUGGAUGUCACUGUCCAAAGCAGACAAAUAUAUGAAGAAUAACCCAAGCUUAUAUCAAGAACUUCAGUCACAGACUCUGGAUUUGAAAGUAGAAGAAAGCAUCAAACUAGAUCUUCAUCGAACAUUUCCAGAGAAUAUUUAUUUCAGUGACACAAAUGAUACAGAGAGUAGCUUACAAGUCCCUCUGUACAACGUUCUCAAAGCCUUAGCAAUAAAGAAUAAUAAAAUAGCAUACUGCCAGGGUAUGAAUUUUGUAGCUGGUUUGUUGCUUAUAACUGUGAAAAAUCAAGAAAAAGUAUUCUGGUUAAUGGACACUUUAAUGAAUGAGAUUUUACCAGAUUUUUACAAUCCUGACAUGAAAGCACUCAAAGCCGAGCAGGAGUUGUUGGGGCAAAUUGUGAGUUGGAAAUUACCAGAAGUUCACAGACAUCUUGUAUCAUUGGGUGUUCCCUGGAUGCUUAUUGGAACUAAGUGGUUCAUUUGUAUGUAUGCAGAUGUUGCUCCAGUUGAGACUGUUUUACGUAUUUGGGAUUCCUUAUUUUAUGAAGGUUCCAAGAUCCUGCUGCGAGUUGCUUUCACUUUGAUCUCAAUGAACAGCGAUAAAAUUCUGGCCUGUAAAGAUUUUCCUGAAGCUGUUCACAUAAUUCAGAGUUCGGUAAAACACCCUUUGGUGAAACAUUGUCAUAGUUUCAUGGAGUUAAUUUUCAAAGAAACAGGAUCAUUUCCUCGCAGUGAAAUUACAAAGAUGAGAAAAAGUUGUAUUGAGAAAAUAACAUAGCACAAAAUCACAAAUUCCAUCUGGUCUACAAUGGUUUUUAAAAAAAUAUUUAUCUGGUUCAGAGAUCCUUGAAAAAUAUCGAGAGAAUGCUAAGAGAGUAUUCUCGACUCUUUAUUUGUCACUCUUCCUAAAUUUACUCUUUCCACAGAGUCCUUUUUCUCUAAACCAGUUUUGUUUUCUAUUGGCAAAAUUUGAAAAAAAAAAAACAUUUAACACCUUCCUUGAAAAAAAAAAACUAAAAAACAUAGAAUGUAUUAUUUAUUUUAUUGUAUUCCAUCUUUAUUUUUGUUAUUCACCUCUUACCCAAAACAGUCUUUCCUUUUGAUAAUAAACCCAACCACAACCAGUGUCUUUAUUUCUCACAAAAGAAAAGUUUGAGAGAGAGAGAGAAAGAGAGAGAGGGGGGGUGUUAGUGUUGUGUAUGUGAGGGAGAUUGUUUCUAUAAAAUAUUUUGGUUUAUUUAAACCUAAAAUUUAAAGGGAACAAAACCAGAAAUUUUCCUUCUUAAUUUUUUUCUUGAUAGUUGCACAAUUCAAAAGAAAUAUUUUUCCUUUUAAUUAUCUUGAGCAAGUUAAUUAGUUGCUCUUAAUACAUAUUGUCUUGGGGCUCAUUUUACUUUGCAAAACUGUGAAUAUCUCUCACAUUGAGGUAUUCCUCACCGAUGCCAGCAACAGGAGCAUUCUAUGUGAGAAUGCAAACGAUAGAAGCACUCACUGAAGAAGACUCUACACAAUCACUUCUUCUGCUAGAAAUAGCAGCCAAAUAUUUUUCAAACACAUCUUUUAAAAAAAAAGUGGACACACUGAAUACAGGUACAACAUUGAUUUUCCAGAACCUUUGGUUCCAAAACCUUUCCAGAUGACUGCUUUUUCCAAAGCAGGGGUGGUCACCUCUAAAUUAAAAAAA